AUGAUUGAUGAUUCUUUAGCAAAUGUUUGGCAAUUAAUACCAACACGUAGAUCACAAAUGAUCAUAAACUAUCAACAAGAGGUUAUCCAUUCUCCAACACCAAUUGCCUCAAUAUCAAAUAAAAAUGAUACAAAUCAACAAUUACAACCACAACUACAACCACAACAACCACAACAAUUAUCACCAAAUGUUGAUCAACAUAUGCAAUUGGAACAACAAUUACAUUACCAAUUACAACAACAAGCUUUACAACAACAACAAGCUUUGCAACAACAACAACAACAACAACAACAAAUACAACCAUCAUCAAUUAUUUCAACAACACAAGAAACAACCGGAUUUUUCCCAGUUGAAAGACAUGGUCAUACAACUUGUUUAUAUAAAAAUAAAGUGAUUUUAUUUGGUGGUACACCUGAUGGUUCACAUGGUUUAAGUGAUUUAUAUUUUCUUUAUUUAGAUACAUAUUCUUGGGUUGAAAUUAAAACAAAAGGAAAUGCACCAAAUGGUAGAUAUAGACAUAGUGCAAUUAUAAUAGAAGAUAAAAUGUAUAUAUUCGGAGGAUAUAGGUCAAAAUGUUUAAAUGAUUUACAUGUAUUAGAUUUAGAGACAUUUACAUGGUCAGAACCAAUUUGUAUUGGAGAAGCACCAUCGGCACGUUCAUCACAUUCAGUUUGUUGUGUUGGAAAGAUGAUGAUAUUAUUUGGAGGUAGUGGAGCACGUUACUCUAAUGAAUUGUUUUCAUUGGACACUGUUACGAUGCGUUGGACUAAACAUGAUGUAUUGGGAACACCUCCCUCAGAGAGAUGGUGUCAUACAAUGUGCAGUUUCGGUAAGAAGGUGGUUACAUUUGGUGGCUCAAACGAUAAGAGAAAAGAUAAUAAAGUUUAUAUAUUGGAUACCGAUACGAUGGAAUGGUCGCAACCUCCCACCUCUGGAAACUGUCCAAUACCCAGACAGUUGCAUACUGCAGUGGCAAUCGGCGAGAGUAUGAUCGUUUUCGGAGGCUGGGGUAAACAUCAGGAAUUGAAUGACCUCUACAUACUCAAUACUCGUACUAUGAAAUGGGUUUGUCCAAAGAUUGACAAUGUCAUACCUUGUUGUCGUCAACUUCAUUCCGCUUGGGUAUACAAUGGUAAAAUGUAUACUUUGGGUGGCUAUUUUAAAAACAAAAGAAUGAUCGAUGUUUAUUGUUUCACACCCGAACAAACCGUUUCAACUCUACGUGAAUUUUGUAUUGAAACCAUUGUCGAAGAUGUUUUCAAAUAUGUACCAAUGUUUAAUCAUUUCCCAGAGGAAAUACUAUAUCAAAUUUUCUCAAGAUUAUCUCAAGCUGGAAAAUUAAUACCACUUCAAUUGGAUUAUUUAAUUAGAAAAUCUUAUUUAGCCGACCAAGUUGCUUUAGUUUUAUCUACCAAUAAGAAUGGUGGUACAAUUGAAGAAACUCCAAAUCCAAUUUAA
Molecule: messenger RNA, 1458 nt
Organism: Dictyostelium discoideum AX4
Lineage: Eukaryota; Evosea; Eumycetozoa; Dictyosteliales; Dictyosteliaceae
Product: Kelch repeat-containing protein
Exons: 2
Coding region: 1-1458 (485 amino acids)
Cellular component (GO): cytoplasm
Source: RefSeq, a predicted model, not a curated record